AUGGACUUUCUUGAUGACGAUGAUGAAGCUAAGGAUCGAAGCCAAGGCGAAGUUGACGUGUCGGAUUUAAGGAGAUUAAGUAAAUUGACUGAAUUGGCACGGUUGAAAGAUGUUGAUUCUUCGGAUGAGAGCGAGAAGGAAACCAGUAUUAAAGAUGAAGUGGAUGAGGGUAAUCAAGAAGAAGAAACUCAAGACGAAAAUUCAAACUCCAAUAACAUUGAACGCAAGAGAGAGUUGGAGGACGAAGAAACCUCGAAUAAUAACAAAAAGUCAAAGGUGGAAAAAGCUACCGGCAAAAAGGACAGGAAACAACAAGCCCUUGAACUCAAUGAUGAAACUGAAGAUGGAAAGAUUAAAGACGAGCCUACAAUUACUAACGAAAUUGUCAUUCCAGACGAUGAACAGGUGCUGGUUGAUGCAGUAAUAGAAAACGAUGACAUUACCAGCAACGCUGAUGCUGGAGAUGAGGCUAAUGAAGCAGAGGAUGAAGAUGAUGAAGCCAGCUCUAAAAAUGAAGACAAUCAAGAGGAUGAAACACUGCAUAAAGAAGGAGAUGAUGAGCUUGAAGCCGAUGAAGCUGACGACGACGAUGAUGAUGAUGAUAAUAACAAUUCUAACACCAAUGAGCAGGAACAACUCGAGGAUCAGGUUGACUUGAAUGAACAACGCAAGCUAGCCAUAGAAGAGUUAAUAUCUAUCGAAUCUCGCUUUGCUGAAUUACGAGAUAAACUAUACCAAGAUAAACUCAAUUUACUUGAACGAGAAUUAACUUUAUGUCUUGAAGGAUCCCAUCCGGAAUUGUCCAAGGUUUACUAUAAAAUCAAUGGCUUUUAUCAAGAUAGCUUAAAGUUGGCAAACUCAAACUUAGCUUAUAAAUUGAAAUGCAUUGAUAAAGAAACCAUCGCUACCCGAACAUCAAUCCACCAAAACUUCCUAAAGAAUUUAAUGGAUACUAAGAACCAAAUGAUAACCGACACAACCUCCUUAUGGUACAAGAUCAACAAAGAACGAAAUCAACUUGAUCAGUUAGUUCCUGCAUUCAAUUUCGCUGCUAUGCCAGAUGUAUCACAAGCAUCAGCACCUAUAGAGUAUGAUGGUGGCAGUGGCAGCUUCGUGGCGGCCAAUGCGGCCCAAUAUAAUGGCAGUGUAUAUCAUGAUGAGGCUCUCAUCCCUAUUUCCAAACGGGCAGUUAAACAAAACACAUUAGUUGAAUUGGUUCACCAGAGGAACAGCAUUAAUGAACAAUUAGGGGUAUUAAAUGGUUUAAUUCAAUUCCAUGGAUUUCCUGUGGCUGUUAAUUCAACAUUAUCUGAACAAGAGAGCAACCCCAAGACAUAUCCCGAGGAGUUGUUGUUGAAACGAGCUACUGACAACGAGAUUAAUGAUGAUUUGAAAGCAAUGGGGAUUUCUACAUAG
Molecule: messenger RNA, 1416 nt
Organism: Spathaspora passalidarum NRRL Y-27907
Lineage: Eukaryota; Fungi; Ascomycota; Pichiomycetes; Serinales; Debaryomycetaceae
Product: Rpd3L histone deacetylase complex subunit
Exons: 1
Coding region: 1-1416 (471 amino acids)
Biological process (GO): negative regulation of transcription by RNA polymerase II
Cellular component (GO): Sin3-type complex
Molecular function (GO): histone deacetylase binding
Source: RefSeq, a predicted model, not a curated record